AGAAUUAGCCCAUUAAGCUAACCGAUCAAAUGGUGGUCUGAGUGAGGCCUGUUAGUGUUAGGUAAACCCACACCUCUCUUCUCCGAUCAGUCUCCCCUCAAACUCCAAAGGCUUCGCACCUUUCUUGUAAUCCUCCGUCAGGUUUUGUUUUAGGUUACAAGAAGCUAUGUUGGCAACUGUUAGGACAAAACUUCUCUCCGGCGCUUCUUCGGUACUGGAGCAGUCAUUACUCAGAACUCAAUGUAAACCUUAUUCUGUCGCACUCAAAGAGACAUCUUUGUUUGGAAGAGGAUCAACUCACUUGCACAAUCUAGGAUUUGCAGUUGGUUUAAAACCUUUAAGAAUGGAUUUCCCGGGUCCUACUUUAAGCAUGUCCUUUUCUUCAGAUUCGUCUUACAAUAGUGUGAAAAAGAAUGUUGCAACAAGACUUCCUUUUGUUGAUGCAUUCCUGUUGAAAAUCAAGAAGAAUAAAGAACUUCUCGCUAACAGGAAAAUCUGGUCACGUAGAUCUGUUAUUUUACCAGAAUUUGUUGGUUCCAAUGUACGGAUUUACAAUGGAAAAACGUUUGUUCGUUGUAAGAUCACUGAAACAAAGGUUGGUCAUAAAUUUGGAGAGUUUGCUUAUACGCGAAAGCGUAGACAUCUCCGACAAAGUGCUGCUGCUGCUGCUGCUAAAAAGAAGGUGAAAAAGAAGGCUUGAUGCAUGCAUGGCGAACAGAAAUCCUUGUUUGGUAGACAUGAUCUGAUUUUGCGACUUUGCUGAGGGUGAAAAUGGAAGUCUCUAGCGUUCUUUUUUGUUAUUGUUGUCUCUUCGGAAUUAACAAUGGAAAACAUGGAAACAAGCCUUUUCCCUUUCAUCAUGAUGAAAAGCGAUUAGCCCUCUUAAACUGAUCUUUUUGUGACUGUAAUUUUAAUAAUGUGCAACUUCUACAAUUGGAUUAACGAGGAUGUAAAUUUUCACUGUUUUCUGUUA
This is a messenger RNA of Mercurialis annua (annual mercury), 973 nucleotides long. Its product is annotated as 40S ribosomal protein S19, mitochondrial-like. NCBI's taxonomy places the organism in Eukaryota, Viridiplantae, Streptophyta, Magnoliopsida, Malpighiales, Euphorbiaceae. The coding region runs from base 167 to 700 and encodes 177 amino acids. Gene Ontology annotation, biological process: translation; ribosomal small subunit assembly. Gene Ontology annotation, cellular component: ribosome; cytosolic small ribosomal subunit. The record is from RefSeq and is a predicted model, not a curated record. The transcript is spliced from 7 exons. Gene Ontology annotation, molecular function: RNA binding; structural constituent of ribosome.